Messenger RNA from Tribolium madens (black flour beetle), 2441 nucleotides. RefSeq names its product myosin heavy chain, clone 203 (gene CCDC151). NCBI's taxonomy places the organism in Eukaryota, Metazoa, Arthropoda, Insecta, Coleoptera, Tenebrionidae. The coding region runs from base 398 to 1969 and encodes 523 amino acids. The transcript is spliced from 2 exons. Gene Ontology annotation, biological process: outer dynein arm assembly; cilium movement. Gene Ontology annotation, cellular component: cilium. The record is from RefSeq and is a predicted model, not a curated record.
UCUAUCACUUGAAUCAUUUGCAACAGGGGUUUUACCAAAACACUCAAUUUCAAGACAAUUGUUUGUAAAGGACACGUUCGUAACCAUGGUUUUUUGUACCAAAACCAAUCAAAAAAUGACACAAAAAAUUUAAAAUUCGCGCCAUUUAAAUUUUUAUUACUUAUUGUGAAAAUUUCCGGUUUAUAAUAACUUCAAGUUAUGUAAAUUUAUGUAGUAAUUGCUUCUAACUGUUAUUUUCAGCGGAAAAUCUUCACAUGGUUAUUUACAAAUUUAUUACUGGUUGUGGUUGAUGGAUUACAAGUUUUACAAGCUAGAAACACAUGUAAAAAGACAAGUCUGAUUGUUGUCUCACUUUAUGUUUGAUCAAUAAAUAAAUCUUGAGGUGGUUUAUUUCGAAAUGAAAUCGAAUCAAGUCAAUGUGGCACCAGCCGAAAUCAAUAAACAAAUGUUGGAAAUAAAGAAAAAAAUCCAACUUUCCGAGGGCCAAAGAAAGGCAGCAUUUGAAGACUGUGAAGCUGAACGAAAAUCAAACAUUGACGAGAUUCACAAGCUCAAAAAAGAAAUCAAAGAAUUGGUGAAAGAAUUGAAAGAAAAAACCCAAUCAAGUGCUGCUCUCAAAACAACCAAUAAGAAACUCGAAUCAAUAGUGGGACCAAUCGACGAAAAAACCACUACCACAAUCGAAGAAAUGCUAGAUUUGCAAAUAAUCGACAAAUCAAAAUCACUAAAUUUGCUCAAUUACAAGAUUAAAAAGCGCGAGAAACUCCUCACCGACUUGGGUCAAGAAUUCCAACUGUUAAAAACCGAGAAAUCGCGCAAAGAAGUCGUCGAAAGAGUCGACAAACCGGCGAAAAAAGCCACUUGUGAGCUACAAAACAGCAUUCAUGCCGUUGAGGUGCAAUUGAGGGAAGCAAAUCACAUUUCGGCCCGCUAUAAAGACGUGAAAAAGUCACUGUUACGAGACGCGGCCCGAUUUGAAAGCAAUAUUAAACGAAUUGAGGAGGAAUUGGAGUUGCAAAAUGACGAUAUUAACGACUUGCAACAGGUGAUGAAUGAAGCGACGAGGAAGAGGAGCACAGCACGUGGACACCUUCUUCGAGAGGAGAAAAGCGCAAUGUCAAGUGCCCAUUCGAGAGAAAAACAAACAGUGGAAGGCCAAAGAUUGGUAACUAGACGAAAACAAGAAUUGGAAUUGUUGGAGAAACGAAUUUUUCAAGUUGCUAAAGUUGCAAGAGUUGUUGAGGAAAUUGAGGAGGAGAAUGAGACUCCGGUACCCCCGGAGGAGACUCUAACAAAGGCUUUCGAGGUUUUAAAGAAAGCGACAGGGGCAACAAAUACGGAGGAAGUCUUACACAAGUUUAAUAUGCAAAAAGACACUCUAGAACGGCUCAUUUUACUAAGAAAGAAAUCGGAAGCUGAAAAAAAGCAACUGGAGAAGAAUUUAGACGAUUUAAACACUAAAUUAGAGUUUUUCAAGUUUGCUGAAGUCAAAGAAACUGAACGAAAGUCAAUCAAGAUGGAACAAAUCCAAAAUCAAAUCGAAAAAAUACAAAACAAAUCUCACAAAAUCAAGAAUUUGAAACAAGUGAAAGAUAAAACAAUUCAAACGAUUUUGUUAUCGGUUCAAGAGUUACAAAUUUGUAUAAAUCCAGUUUCUGUGCCUAAAAACCAAGUUUUGGAAACUCUAAAUUGUAUUAAAUGUGAUUUGAAGGGUGUUUUAGGAAACCUUGCGGAAGAAAUUGAAUUGGAAGAAAUUGAAGAGAAAUGGUUACCGAGUCCGUACAGUGGGCUAGUUCGCAGGACUCCAAUUCCCCAGACUGGGACUUCCCCGGCUCCUCCUCCACCACCUACAGGCUCCGAAGAUGAGGACGAAGUCCCAUCGAGGACUUAUUUGAAACGUCAAGCACAAUUAGUCGUCGAUGCGAAAUCUCGCCGUAAAAAUAUUCGAAUUCCCGCCAAAAGAAACUAAAUAUAAUACAAGUUGCUUUAUUUAACAAUAAUUGUUAAUAAAAAUACAAAUUUUGACUGAAAAUGACGUUUCAUAAACGCCAAGUAAAGUGUGAAUAAAAACUAGUAAAAAUAAUUUCAGUCUCAUUAACUACAUACUUAAAAAAUAAAGAAAAAAUGAAAAAAAAAGUGACAAAAUUAAAUGUCCCAACUAAUAAUUACUGAAUGCACCUGUAUAGAAAUGUCAAGGCCAUUUAUUACAAUUCCAAAUAAAAAUUUCCCUAACUUUUUCUCGUUUUAUAUCACAACUUUAGUUGGAUUACACUCAUGAUACACACACACGAAAAAAAAAAAACAAUUGGCAGUGACUCAUAACAUUGGCAGUUAUUUGAUUAGCGAAAAAAGAAUAUCGGCCUCUUUGGCAAACUCGGAAGUUUUCAGUAGUUUUAUAUUUUUUUGUAAUGUAGUCCAACUAUUUCGCGUGCAAGGAACUG